This is a messenger RNA of Oncorhynchus gorbuscha (pink salmon), 4959 nucleotides long. RefSeq names its product fibulin-2-like. Gene Ontology annotation, molecular function: calcium ion binding. The record is from RefSeq and is a predicted model, not a curated record. The coding region runs from base 305 to 3949 and encodes 1214 amino acids. Gene Ontology annotation, cellular component: extracellular region. The transcript is spliced from 16 exons. NCBI's taxonomy places the organism in Eukaryota, Metazoa, Chordata, Actinopteri, Salmoniformes, Salmonidae.
UAUUAGGAGAGCAAAGAAAGUUUUUGAUCCGCCCUUUCCUCUCUCCCUUCGCAGCGAGCGCUUGCACAUCCCCCUUCUCAUUAGAACGCGCACAGCUAACUUUGGGCACAACCGCUGGCCAGUAGAUAAUACAGGAUAGUCUACCCGUCGCACAGUGACAGAACUGAGACGCAAGGUUGAAGAGGCCAUUUGAAAUCGGACCUUCAACAUCAUUCUCACUCUUGUUCGACUGCAGAGGACUGGGUACAAUUGUUAUCAACAAAUUCAAUUUUCAACAUUUGUUCUUGGGGGACUUUUAUGCAAAAUGAACCAAAAUAAUCUGAUGCUCUUUCAAUGUGUGCUCCUGUUGUGCCUGGGCACCUGUCUAAGCCAAAGGGACUGUACAAGCGUGGAUUGCCCAGUGUUGGACAACUGCAUUGAGGAGGUUUUGGAGAAGGGCGCUUGCUGUGCCACCUGUGUUAAAAUAGGAUGCUCAUGUGAAGGUUACCAGUACUAUGACUGCAUCCAUGCAGGAUUCCGGAAUGGUAAAGUUCCAGAGGGAGAAUCUUACUUUGUGGAUUUCGGAAGCACAGAAUGUUCUUGUCCACAGGGAGGCGGGAGGAUCGGGUGCCAUUUCAUCCCGUGUCCCGAGAUCCCUCCCAACUGCAUCGCUGUCGCGGAACCCACGGAUGGGUGUCCGCAGUGUGAGCGCAUUGGCUGUAUCCACAUUAACCAGAAAUACGAGGCAGGUCACUCCUUCCAGGUGGACCCUUGUCAGGUGUGUCACUGUCCUAAUGAUGGCGGGAGCCUGAUGUGUUCCCCUAUCCCUGACUGUGACUCUGGUAAUGUUAAGAAGCCCAUGAUAGCAACAACCACACAGAACAACGACCCUCAGAGAGACCUCAGCAAACUGCAUGAUAACAAACAGACAAGCCCGCUAGACCCAUUCCCCACCGCUAACACCUUACCUCUUUACAAAGAGGAGCCAUCUGUCCAGGAUGAAGAUGAGGAUUAUGACUACACACUGCCUGACCCCACAUUUACCACUCCACAAGACCUGGUCCAGCCAACAGAAUCUACCACGGUGUCACCAUCCUAUGCUGAGACAAGCUCUUCUCCUUAUGAGAUUUUUAAUGACCUGAGGCAGGAGCUGAGAGAGAGACUAGGAACAUACGAUCAGGAGCGAACAGAGGAGGCGGCCAUUACUGAGGAUCCACAUCACAUAGAUCAGACCACCUCAAGUGAGUCAACAACAUCAACAACUACACAGGAAGUGACCUCAGAGAGCCAAAGGCGUCAACAGGAGGUUGUUGACCGGGACAACAGGCAUCACAGAGACAGUGACAGAAUGAUGAAGAGUGACAGUUCGGAGGACGUCACACCAACUGUCCGUAGUGACAAGGGAGUGAGACACACUGGCCUCCACGAACAAAGAGACAGCCACAGCAGUCACCACCAUGAUAGCAGUCUUUUAUCCCAAAGUCAUGGAAGGCACCUUGAGGAGCACCUUGAGGAGCAGCGUGAGGAGCCCAGAACGCCCCAGAGUAAACCUGACCAGGAGUCUUCAUUCCCCACAGAGAAGUUCAGCCCGACCAGCAGAGCUCCUGUCACGAGGGAGGAGGGAGACCAGCUGGCCAGGAGACAGCCCCACACCCUCUUCAACUACCAGGGCCCAAACGAACAGCCUGGGAACACUGAGGUUUCUUCCAAGGAGUUGGUGGAGACCUGCUGUGAGACAGGGGAGAAGUGGGCCUCAGCUCAUGGCCACUGCAGCAACAUGGAGCUCCCCAGAGAGGACAGACACUCCAUCUGUCGGACGGCUCAGAGACAGUGCUGUCUGGGCUCUCUGAAGGAGAGUCGCUGUUUCUCUGGUAUGAAUGCAGCCAGAGAGGGAGUUGUGUGUGAGGUGGACAACAAUGACCAGUGUGGAGUCGACUCCUUCAAGGAGUGUUGUAGCUGCUGCUCUCUGGGGCUGAGGUUCCGUAGGGAGGGCCACCGCUGUGAGGCCCACCAGUACCUGGGCUACCCCUGCAGCCAUGUCUUCCUCACCUGCUGUGAGGGAGAGGAGGAGGUGGCGAGAGAGAAGGGGGAGGGAGAUGGCUUGCACACCCUCAGAGAGAGGCCUGUGCUUGACCCGACCACAGUGCCAAAGAGAGUGUCAGACAGUCCGUUCCCUAAAGAGGCCUUCUCCAUCGGGGAGGAGGAGGAGCAGGAGAGGGAGAACACGGUGGAGGGCCCUCCUGAGAUGGAGGAUGUAGAUGAGUGCCAGGUUUACCAGGGAACACUAUGCCACCACAGGUGUAUCAACACCCCUGGCUCCUUCAGGUGUGCCUGCUACCCUGGCUAUGUACUGCAGAAGGAGGCGGUCAGCUGUGUGCCAGAGACGGUGGAUGAAGAGAACAAGUUGAGAGAGGAUGACAGGCCAGAGGUUGAGGCUACCUCCACUACUCCAACCUCUGUUAACCCCUGUGAGGGAAAUGGCCUCUGUAUGCAACAGUGCUCCUCAGUGGCUGGUAGACCUGGCUGCUCAUGUUUCCCUGGAUUCUCUCUGAUGGCUGACGGACAAUCCUGUGAAGAUAUCAAUGAGUGUUUGAUGUCCACUCAUCCCUGUCAGAUGAAUGAGAGAUGUGUGAACACGGCUGGUAGUUUUGUGUGUCAGAUCACCUGUUCUCUGGGUUACCAGAUCAACAACGACGUCUGUGAAGAUGUUGAUGAGUGUUUUCAGGGGACUCAUAACUGUGGGCCAGGCUUUGAGUGUGUGAACAGUGAGGGCUCGUUCAGGUGUAAUGCCAAACCUCGCUGCUCCAUGGGCUUCACACAGGACACACAUGGAAACUGCAUUGACAUAGAUGAAUGUGGUGUCGUGGGCCAGCCCUGCAGUCCAGGCUUUAACUGUAUCAACACUGUGGGAUCCUACAGCUGCCAGAGGAAGAUCAUAAUGUGUAGCCGGGGUUACCAUGCCAGCCCAGACGGAGCCAGAUGCAUAGAUGUGGAUGAGUGUCAGAGCGCUCUUCACCGCUGUGGGGAGGGACAGAUCUGCCACAACCUGCCCGGCUCCUACCGCUGUGACUGCCAGACGGGCUACCAGUACGACAUGUUCAGGAAGACUUGUGUAGAUGUGAAUGAGUGUUGGCGCUACCCUGGCCGCCUUUGUGCCCAGACCUGUGAGAACACCCCGGGAUCCUAUCAGUGUUCCUGCACCGCUGGGUUCAGCUUAUCCAGGGAUGGCAAGAACUGUGAAGAUGUGAAUGAGUGUCUAACCAACCCCUGCAGUCAGGAGUGUGCCAACAUCUAUGGCUCCUACCAGUGUUACUGCAGACAGGGCUCCUACCUAAGGGAGGAUGGACACACCUGUGAAGACAUUGAUGAGUGUGCCCAGAGCAUUGGCCACCUGUGUUCCUUUAAGUGUGUCAACGUCCCAGGGAGCUACCAGUGUGCCUGUCCCGAGUACGGUUACACCAUGUCUCCCAACGGACGCUCCUGCAGAGACAUAGACGAGUGUACCAUCGGGGCCCAUAACUGUUCCUUGGCUGAGACCUGCUACAACAUCCAGGGAGGCUUUCGCUGUCUGUCCUUCAAUUGUCCACAGAACUACCGCAAAUCCUCUGACAUGCGCUGUGAACGACAGAGCUGCCCCAACUUGCUGGACUGUCAGAACUCUCCUCUCAGGAUCACCUACUACCACUUGAGCUUCCAGACCAACAUCGUCAUCCCUGCCCAGAUCUUCCGCAUCGGCCCUUCCCCCGCCUACUCCGGGGACAACGUCAUCAUCAGCAUCACCCAGGGCAACUUGGAGAACUACUUUAGCACGCGGAAGCUGAACGCCUACACUGGCGCGGUGUACAUGCACAGGCAGGUGCGUGAGCCACGGGACUUCCUGAUUGACGUGGAGAUGAAGCUGUGGAGACAGGGCACCUUCACUACGUUUCUGGCCCGGAUCUAUGUCUUCAUCACGACCAACUCACUCUAACAGACUGGCCCCCAGCCUCACCCUACUUCCACCCUCGUCCCACCCCCUCAAUGGACAGCCCAUCCUCUUCUAUCCCCCUAGCCCUACCCCUCAAUGGACAGCCCAUCCCCUUCUAUCCCCCUAGCCCUACCACUCAAUGGACAGCCCAUCCCCUUCUAUCCCCCUAGCUCUACCCCUCAAUGGACAGCCCAUCCCCUUCUAUCCCCUAGCCCUACCCCUCAAUGGACAGCCCAUCCCCUUCUAUCCCCCUAGCUCUACCCCUCAAUGGACAGCCCAUCCCCUUCUAUCCCCCUAGCCCUACCCCUCAAUGGACAGCCCAUCCCCUUUUAUCCCCCUAGCUCUACCCCUCAAUGGACAGCCCAUCCCCUUCUAUCCCCCUAGCUCUACCCCUCAAUGGACAGCCCAUCCCCUUCUAUCCCCCUAGCUCUACCCCUCAAUGGACAGCCCAUCCCCUUCUAUCCCCCUAGCUCUACCCCUCAAUGGACAGCCCAUCCCCUUCUAUCCCCUAGCCCUACCCCUCAAUGGACAGCCCAUCCCCUUCUAUCCCCCUAGCCCUACCCCUCAAUGGACAGCCCAUCCCCUUCUAUCCCCCUAGCUCUACCCCUCAAUGGACAGCCCAUCCCCUUCUAUAUAGAUCUAACACUAGUUUUUCCAGUGUAGAGAAAGGCUCUCUAACCCCAGUUAACCCAAUUCAGCUUAUCAACCAGCUAAUUAUUAGAAUCAGGUGUUCUUCGGGUUGGAAGGAAAACAUACAGGAUGGGAGCUCUCCCACUAAGACAGGUUGUGUCAGGGCCUCAAUCCAAAUUCUCUCUUUUCUAUCUCCCUUAAGCUGCUGUUCCUUUCUAUCCUCUUGAAGAAUGUUGUACCACUAUGCUAAUUUAAUAUCACAUGUAUUUGUACUUACUGUAUGUAUUAUUCAGACACAUUAGAUAUGACUGGAUGUAUCAUAUUUUGUUCCGCUAUUUUCAUAAGCUGCAAAUAAUUUUUAGUAAAAAUGAAAACUACACAAA